CAGCGUCCAUGGCUGCGCGUUGUUUACACGUUGUUUCAAAGCGUGUAAGCAGCGGUGUUUAAUUAACUUGCUUCCAGCUCAACGUCUACACCGUUUAUGACCACGCAUGCGUAAAAGUUAUAGCUUAGCUGGCGUAUAAGCAUGAGCGAGCCGCCAGCAAAGCGCAAGCGGUAUUCUUUCGGCGGCGACCCGCGACUCUUGCCUCGCGUCAGGCAACUUCUGAGCGAGAACGACGAUCUCGAUGCCGAAGGCAUUGUAGCGACGCUGCAGCGACGACAUCCAGAGUACAGACGCAAGAAGAGGAACGCUCUGCUCUACUCUGUGACAAAGGCGUUGGAGAUCAUAGUGCAGGACGGCCCGCAGCCGGCUACGGAUACGGCGGGUGAAGACGAUCUCGACGGCAGUAGCGUUACAGACGAAGACGUGGUGCCGUAUCCCGACCAGAACACGAUGAACAAGUCCAUAAACGAUCUGUACAAGACGCCCGACCCCAAGCAGGCGCCGAAAGACAAAGGCGCCGGUUCGGAGAAAGCGCGCAGGACGCCGAAGAAGCCCAAGUCCAACGACGUGGAUGCGGCCAUACAAGACAACCUCAAGAAACGCAUGGCCAAGGAGAAAGAGAUUGCGCUGAUAAAUCCGACGGCGCGGUUCGCGGACUUGGGUGGGAUGGAAGGCCCGUUGGAAGAGGUGUGCAACAUGCUUAUGCACUUGAAGCACCCGGAAGUGUACAAGAAGUUGGGCGUUGUGCCGCCCCGAGGGUUUCUGCUGCACGGACCUCCCGGCUGCGGGAAGACGCUGCUGGCGCACGCCAUCGCGGGUGAGUUGGAGCUUCCCAUGAUUCGCGUGGCGGCGCCCGAGAUUGUGGCCGGGGUCUCCGGCGAGUCCGAGGAGCGCAUACGCGAGCUGUUCGACAAGGCCGUCAACAGCGCCCCGUGCGUCUUCUUCAUCGACGAGAUCGACGCCGUGACGCCCAAGCGCGAGACCGCGCAGCGGGAGAUGGAGCGACGCAUCGUCGCUCAACUCCUGUCCAGCCUCGAUGACCUGUCGCAGCGUGAGCUGCCCGCCGAGGUGCUCGUCAUUGGAGCCACCAACCGUCCCGACGCCCUGGACCCCGCCCUGCGGAGAGCCGGGCGGUUCGACCGCGAGGUAUGCCUCGGCAUUCCCGACGAAGCUGCCCGCGAAAGGAUCCUCACCGUUCUCUGCCGGAAGCUGACCCUUGGGGCCGACGUCAAGCUCAACGUCGUUGCUCACAGGACGCCCGGAUACGUCGGCGCAGACCUGAUGGCCCUGACGCGGGAGGCCACGAUGUCCGCGAUCAACCGAAUCUUUCGCGGGAUCGAAGAAGGCGUCAAGGCGACCGGCGACGGUCCGCGGAACCGUCUGGACAUCGCCGUCUCCCUGCUCAAGGAGGUUCCUCCUUUGAAUGACGAGCAGCUCAAGAACCUCUGCGUCGACGUCGCGGACUUCGAGGGCGCCCUGAAGCUGGUCCAGCCCUCGGCAAAGCGCGAGGGCUUCGCGACCGUGCCGGACGUCACGUGGGACGACGUGGGCGCCCUCGCUUCCAUCCGGGAAGCGCUUCAGGUCGCCAUCUUGGCUCCCGUGCGACACCGCGACAAGUACGAGGCCCUGGGUCUCGUCACUCCGUCGGGAAUCUUGCUGCACGGACCUCCCGGUUGCGGCAAGACCCUCCUGGCCAAGGCUAUCGCCAACGAGUCCGGAAUCAACUUCAUCUCGGUCAAGGGCCCCGAGUUGCUCAACAUGUACGUGGGCGAAAGCGAGCGCGCCGUGCGCCAGUGUUUCCAGAGGGCGCGCAACUCGGCCCCCUGCGUCAUCUUCUUCGACGAGCUGGACGCUCUGUGCCCUCGACGUUCCGAUUCGGCCGACGGGGGCUCCGCGUCGCGAGUGGUCAACCAGCUUCUGACCGAGAUGGACGGCCUGGAACCGAGGAAGCAGGUGUUCGUGCUGGCUGCGACCAACAGGCCGGACAUCAUCGACCCGGCCAUGUUGCGGCCCGGUCGUCUGGACGAAGUGCUCUACGUAGGUCUGCCCAGCUCCCAGGAGCGCGUGGAGAUUCUGAAGACGCUGACGAGAAAUGGAACGAGGCCGCUUCUCGAGGAGACCGUGUCUCUGGAAGAAAUCGGCAAUGACGAGAGGUGUGAGGGCUUCUCCGGCGCCGACUUGGCCGCCCUUGUGCGUCAGGCGUCGGUGAUUGCACUGACCAAGUACCUGAAAGACGGGGCUGAAGGGCGGAUUCUGAUUGGCUCCCAGCACUUCGACGCUGCUUUUGGAAAGGUGUCGGCUUCGAACAAGGGACGCAGGACUAUUAAGAAAGUGGAAGGAUGAAUGUGAUGCAUGAGAUAUGUGUUGUGUGCACACACAAACUUCAAUUUUUUGUUUGUUCUUAAUUUUAACACAUGACCCAAAUCGUCACUGUUGCUUCGCUCAUUCGUCAAUGACGGUGCUGCUCAUUGAAACCUUACCAUAUUUUUGUUCGUUUUCUUUGACUGGGGGAAUAAAUAUUUGUACAUGCACUUUGAAA
Molecule: messenger RNA, 2539 nt
Organism: Dermacentor albipictus
Lineage: Eukaryota; Metazoa; Arthropoda; Arachnida; Ixodida; Ixodidae
Gene: smid
Product: nuclear valosin-containing protein-like smid
Biological process (GO): ribosome biogenesis
Cellular component (GO): nucleus
Molecular function (GO): preribosome binding; ATP hydrolysis activity; RNA binding
Source: RefSeq, a predicted model, not a curated record